AAUAACAAAGAGCUGAGCUGCAGACUCCAAACUUUUGCAUCAGGACCGCAGAGAGGACGGACUGUGAGACAAACUGUUUGGGACAUUUUAUAUUUCAGGAGUAAAGUUUUUUUCUUUUACUUUCAGCACAUGUCUGUUACAGAGACACAUAACACGGACCAGACACUUUUCGUUAAAAAAUGAGCCCGGUUUGGUGUUUUUUGCUUCUCUUUCUGCGGACCGUGGAGCUCCGUCACGUCCACACGGACCAGUCCGUGUCUGCGCCGGAGGAUGCGGGAGCAGCGGGGAUGGAGACGUCUCUCUCGCCGGAAAGAAGCGCUCUGGACCGGGUUGAGACUUCUGGACUUACCGGUGUGAAGAGAGUGCCUCGGGGCGCCAAAGAUGGGAAAAAACGAGACCCGCACCCCCCAAACAUUUACGGGCAGCCGCGGCCCUACGACGACCCGAGCGGCUACUUUACCACCCCACGGUCACACCGGCACACCUCGCCAGGUAACUCCUCCUCCUCCACCAGCCGGGACUCUGGGCUCCUCAACCCCCUGUUCCCGGUCACCGACGGCUCCUAUUGGGCGUACGCGGUCAUGCUGCUCGCGCUCGUCCUGUUCGCCGCGGGAAUCGUGGGGAACCUCGCGCUCAUGUGCAUCGUGUGGCACAACUUCUACCUGAAGAGCGCGUGGAACUCGAUCCUGGCGGGGCUGGCCUUCUGGGACUUCCUCGUGCUCUUCUUCUGCCUUCCCGUGGUCAUCUUCCACGAGCUCACCUUGACGAGGUUACUAGGAGACUUGUCCUGCCGGCUCGUGCCGUACCUGGAGGUGACCUCCUUGGGCGUGGCCACGUUCAGCCUCUGCGCCCUGAGCAUUGAUCGCUUCCACGCGGCCACUGGCCCCGGGCCCCAUCAGACUCCGAAGGUGGAGCCGUGCCAGUCCAUCCUGUCCAAGCUGUCCGUCAUCUGGGUGGGCUCCAUGGUGCUGGCCGCCCCUGAGCUGCUGCUGUGGCAGCUCCUCCAGGAAACCGUCAAUUUGCCGAAGCUACCCGCAGACCUGCAGCAAAGCCAGGCCGGAGGCUCACUGAUGGCAGCCUUCAGAGCCCGAACCGACGUGUUUAAGGUGGACAUCUGCGUCCGUGAGCCGUCUGUGGAGCUCCCAGAGAACAUCUACUCCCUGGUGCUGACCUACCAUGAGGCCCGCAUGUGGUGGUUCUUUGGGUGCUACCUCUGUUUGCCACUGCUCUUCACUCUGGCCUGCGACUUGGUGACGAGGCAGGUGUUAGCCCAGCAGUUUCCGCACAAACCCAACAGUGACAAAGUGCCCGUCAGGUGCUCCUCCUCCUCAUCAUCGUCCUCCUCCUCGACAAAGAAAAAGCAGACAGUGAGGGAGCAGAGGCUUCGCUCCACCGUGAUGGCGCUCACCGUGUUGUACAUCUCGUGCAACUUGCCGGAGAGCGUUUGGAACAUCACGCUGGCCUACGUCUCUGCCUCCGUGUCCGCCGCGCUCCCGGCCCUGGCUCUGCCCGCGCUGGGCCUGGUCGGACAGUUCCUGCUGUUUGCGCGUUGCUCGGCGACGCCGGUGCUGCUGCUGUGCCUGUGCCGCUCGCUGGGACAGGCCUUCAUGGACUGCUGCUGCUGCUGCUGCGAAGAGUGCCUCCCCGACGGCAGCUGCUCCUCGUCCUCCUCCGCCUCCACCGCCGCCGCCUCCACCCUCUCCUCCCCGCUCUCCUCCCCCGUCUCCUCCCCGACGUCGCCCUCACCGUCCUCCCUGUCUCCUUCCGGCAAAGAGGAGACCAUGAAGAGCAUGUUGCCGGUGGAAGUUGCCGUCUACAACAAAGUGAAAGACUCUUGCGCAGCCAUCGGGACGCCGUGCUGAGGCACAGAACUGCAGGAAAAACACUUCAACUUUAAAGGGUCAUUGAAGUUUAUUGGAGCUUUGUGCUUGUUUUGGUAGUUUUGUCCAACAUUUCUCUAAACAACAACUACUCGAGUUAGUAACUGAGAUAUGAGAAAUGGAAGUCCAAUAAACAGGAAAUACACGUUGUAAGAUAAUGUUGAAACAAACCAACACCAACACCAACAUUAUCUAGAUAAGACUAUAUGGCCAGAGGUAUGAGAACAUCCAUGGUCCAGUCUGUUAAUUGCAGUGGCAAAACGUCUUCAAGAAACUCUUCAAGUCCAGUUGUCUUUCUUAAGUGUUUUUGCAUAUACCAUGACCUGGAUGACUGAUAAACUUCACAGACAACACAAUAUGAGCUGUAGUUCCUAAUCUAUCCACUUGAGGCUGGCCCCAAAAGUGAGUCAUUCCAUAUUCCAUAGACCUCCAUGUUACAACUUUACAGCAGAAAGAAACAUGGUUACAUCCUGGUAUAAAACUGAAUUUAGUAGCUUAUCUCUCCAUUCAUAAGAUCUCACGUUGUUUGCCUCUGCGCCAUCCAUCCACCACUCACACUCCACUCUCGCUUGUUCACCACUUUUGCAUCAGUCAGACGCAGCCAAGAUGGAGACGGUUUAUUUCUGGGUUCAUCAAACUACUUUUUAGUCAAAUCUUAGUUUCUCUCUGAUGUUACCUGAUUAAAUAAAUGUUAUACAGGAAAUGUUUCCUCAUAGCUCAUCUGUCACCUGGCCGGUUACGUUAAUAUUAUAACCGACAGAAAUUAUGGACAAAAUGAUCAAAUCAGUCAAGCGUUGUAAUAAACUGUAACAAUCCUUUAAUGUCAGCCUGUACAAACCCGAUAGAGCCACUGUAGACCAGAGAUAUGUAUAGAUUUAGGUAAUGAUGCGUUUUAUAGAGUGUGUUCUGUUGGAGGAGAGCUUAGAUGGAUGUCAAUCCAUUAUUGAAGGACUCAUCGUUUUUGUUUUGCAGUUUUUUUAUGGUACAAUUUACAUGUUUUAGUGAAUAGUCUAAUACUGAUUCAGGACAUUAGGAUUUCCUGUUUUAAGUACUGUAUAAAAGUGAAACACUGGAUCAUUUGAGGUUAAAGAUGUCAGCAGACUGAUGUUCGUGAACAAUUGCUUUUUUAAAUAUGACUUCACCGUUGCUGCUCAUACACCAAUCAGCCACAACUUUAUGACCACCUGCCUAAUAUUGUGCAGCUUGCGCCAGUACAGUCCUGAUUGAUCAGACGGUGGGCUCUCUGUGGAUUAGACUUCGUUUGUGAAGCGCAUCCCACAGAUGCUCGAUCGCUUUAGAUGUGGGGAUUUUAGAGUCCGAGUCUUGAAUUCGUCAUGUUCCUCAAACCAUUCCUGUUCCCUCCCAUGCAUCUAUGAACCUAGCAUUCACAUCGCCCGUCAGUGGUCUUAAUGUUAUGGAUGAUCAGUGUACAUGGGUCAUAUAUACCUGAUUUAUACAGUCUGCACAGGGCGUGAUGAAUACUACAUCACAGCUGAAAUUCAAAGUAGCUGAAAUAACCAGGAGGUUAAAAAAAAGUUUGUGAUCGCUUGAAAAAUCAAUCUUUUAAGCAAUGUUUUUUUUUUUUUUUUUUUUUUUUACAUCGAUGUUAAAACGUUGUUUUAAUAAAAUGAAGCUUUUCCU
Molecule: messenger RNA, 3521 nt
Organism: Mugil cephalus (flathead mullet)
Lineage: Eukaryota; Metazoa; Chordata; Actinopteri; Mugiliformes; Mugilidae
Gene: gpr37l1a
Product: G protein-coupled receptor 37 like 1a
Exons: 2
Coding region: 180-1862 (560 amino acids)
Biological process (GO): positive regulation of MAPK cascade; adenylate cyclase-inhibiting G protein-coupled receptor signaling pathway
Cellular component (GO): plasma membrane; signaling receptor complex
Molecular function (GO): G protein-coupled peptide receptor activity
Source: RefSeq, a predicted model, not a curated record